GAGGAAAAGAAACAACAGUUGGCAACGCCUCAGAUAUUAAGUUACCUAUAUUGGUCCUAUCUGAGGCUGAGUAUUGAGUAUGCAAGUUACAUGAGCGACCUAGAACAGCUAGUGGGACAUACAGUAUAAGCAAUGUGGUGGGCGCAGUGAGCUGCUUACCGCGACUCCGCCACUAUUCGAGGAUGCUCUCACUACCUAGGCAGUGGAGAGGCUACCACUGCACUUGUAUCAAUUGCAUAAUUAUAGUCCUAGCUCCAUUGAGUGACUUGAUGCUCAUCUGGUCUCAUUUCUUUCUUGAGUUGUACUCUGUUUUAUGAGAGUACUUAACAAUGUUGACAUUUCAAUUGCGCUGAUGGAAUAAUAGCCAUUAGGGGCUUUGGUUGACUUGGCAGUCUUACCCGUGUGACAACGCUGUUCGGCAACCAGCACACUUGACCCAAAACAAAACAUCGACCCUACGAUGGAGUCUAACACUGAUGAUUCGAGCCAUACACUGUAUCAAACAGUGACUGCCGAUGGCCCAGAUAGCAUAAGACUGAUUCAUCUGCUUCCUGGUGGGCUCACCGAUGAGCUCAGAUGUGCCCUCGUCCGCGCGGAUCUCUCGGCUUACCCGCACUAUGAAGCUCUCUCCUACGUCUGGGGCAAGCCGGUCUUCGACGCGGCCAUCGUUUGCAACGAAGAAGUUCCCUUCAAAAUCACUAGCAGCUUGCACCGCGCCCUUGUGCGCCUGCGCGCCGUCGAUAGGGCCCGCGUGCUUUGGGUUGACCAGAUCUGCAUCAAUCAGGCCAGCAAGCUAGAUAGGACUGCGCAGGUAGCUCGCAUGACUCGUAUCUACAGCCGGUGCCAGAAUGCCAUCGUGUGGCUCGGCGAUGUCCCGCCCAAGUUGCAGACCACGCUCGUCGAGUUCAUCCAGACGCUUUCCAACGCACAGAAACAGCAGCACCGCGACGGGCUGAUUCUGGGCGACAACGAUCUGAGCACGUUGCAGCUUUCCGAUAUGGAUGCCGCGCAACGAAAGCGUUAUGGUCUCCCGAACUCGUUGGACCCACGCUGGAAGGUAUUGCUGUACAUCUAUGCAUCCCUCUGGAUGCGGCGGACGUGGAUUGUGCAGGAGGUAGCACUCCCGCGCAAAGUAGACGUUCUAAUCGGCCCUGUUCUUAUGGAUUGGCGGAGUCUAUCAUCCAUACUGUUUUACGUAGAGUCUCUGAAGGUCUCGGGGAUGAAUUUCGGGUCGCUGGGCUCCUGGAAGGCUUUCCUGGCCCUUGGGGCCAGAAGGGUGCGUACACAAGAGGGCGAAUUUAGUCCUCUGUCCGAACUACUAUUUGAGCACCGCCGUGGGAAAGCGACAGAUGCGCGAGACCGGAUAUAUGGGCUGAUGGGCCUCUCAGCAGAGAGAGAAGAGAUGCCCCUAGCUGAUUACGCCGCCAGUACCCCGAACGUAUUCAUGGACGCAACCAUCGAUAUGUUUCGUCGGUCUGGAAAUCUUGACAUUCUUGGUCUUGUCGGGUCUAUGAGGCCAGACCGCCCCGAAUAUUUGCCUUCGUGGGUUCCUGAUUACGGAAGCGCCCAAGGACCGCAUCCUAUUACCAAGAGAGGCACAUUGUAUGCUUCAAAGAGCCCACAAGUCUCCACCAAAUUUGCGGCAAGUGGUCAUGGUCAACUUUCAUUCAAGAUUGACGGGCACGCGCUUGUACUACCGGCCAUGAUCCUGAGUGAGAUACUCGAAUUAGCUGGGUGUUGUAUGGGCCAACGAGAUGAUGAUGUGGACGUGCAAUAUGGAAUUGGCCAGGUUAUCCUAAACUACGCUUUCAAGGCACUUCAAGAUCAUAUCGAAGAGAUCAACACAUCCUUAUCUUGGGAGACCCUCACCCGCAGAGUUAUGGGAAGAUCCCCCAUCUACAAACCAACAGGUGAGAGUAUGCAAGACGCUUUCUUCAUGACGUACUAUGAAGGGCAGAUUGAGAGAGUAACAGACGAAAUCCGCGCUAUAUAUGCCAUUGACAGAUUUGCUUUCACGGUCUGGAGAAUUCUGACUUUGGGCCACGGAUGCACAUGGCUUCCGGCCGCCAUACCUCUCAUCGCCGUCGUCGGAUUUGUCUUGUGGAUGAGCAAACCUGCCUGGACCAAUCUUGGAUACCCAUCAGUUUCGACUCUUGAGAAGUACGCGGAUAUGAGGAAAGACGUGACCGACCGACGGCUUUGCACGACGACGGAUGGCCUGGUUGGGCUCGCACCACCCGAUUCAGCCCCAGGAGACAAACUCGCCCUCUUGCAGGGUGGCAGGGUUCCAGUAGUUCUGCGUCAGGAUGUCGAUGGCUAUCGACUAGUGGGUGAGGCGUAUUUACAUGGUGCCAUGUACGGUGAGAUGAUGGACGCUCAAAAGGUUGUUGUCAUCAAGAUCAGGUAAUCAGAGCCAUGCGCGGUAUAAGUGAGACUAGACUCUCAAGUCUACGGGCCGUUUAAGGAGAGUUGUAAAAGCCUCAAUUAGGAGGUAUACAUCACCAGCUGCUGUUAUGGGUAUUAUUACUGAUCGCCCCCACUCCUGUAUGUCACAAAGGGUUACAGCAGUUCUAAAUGUGGCGUAUGCAUGGGACUUAGCUCAUGCUAUAUUCUCUAAGAACAAAAGGCAACGAGGACUAAUAUAGUGAAUCUUCGCAUCUCUGUUUAAGUAGAGGCGUUAAAAAAUGACUCUAAUUGUACAAGUAAUUAAAUUCUGCUGCGGAAACUAAUAAGAUAACCAGAUAUCUUUGUUCUCCUCAGCAAACGUCUUGAAGCUUUUUGGAGGAUGCCCUGUCAUUCUCUCGACGGCGUUGGAAGUCCCUUUCUCGAAGUCUUCCGAGGCCAGAACUUCUAGGCGGGUCAGAAAUCCAGCGAAGUAGUUCGACAGACCUGCUUGGACCAGACCAUGAAUUCGGUUAGCUUCAUCAAGCUUUACGUGCUCAAUUUCACGCCCCAGAACUUCAGAUAGAGUCUCAGCAAUCUAAACAUGUUAUUUACAUU
Xylaria bambusicola is the source of this 3000-nucleotide messenger RNA. RefSeq names its product heterokaryon incompatibility protein-domain-containing protein. NCBI's taxonomy places the organism in Eukaryota, Fungi, Ascomycota, Sordariomycetes, Xylariales, Xylariaceae. The record is from RefSeq and is a predicted model, not a curated record. The coding region runs from base 461 to 2407 and encodes 648 amino acids. The transcript has a single exon.